Messenger RNA from Penicillium manginii, 2124 nucleotides. RefSeq names its product fungal specific transcription factor domain-containing protein. The coding region runs from base 1 to 2124 and encodes 707 amino acids. Lineage: Eukaryota; Fungi; Ascomycota; Eurotiomycetes; Eurotiales; Aspergillaceae. The record is from RefSeq and is a predicted model, not a curated record. The transcript has 9 exons.
AUGAAGCUAUCGUGUUCGAGCUCAAGUGUGAUCGAGAGAGCCCGAGUUGUGAAAGAUGCCAGAACUCUGGAGAACGGUGUAUUUAUCCCGAAAAGAAAGAAAUCUACAAGAACAUUGCGAAAGGCCCAGCUCCACAGAUUUGGCCGUCGCCUUGAGUUCCUGGAAGAACGGAUGGCGAGUCAUUUGAAACCUAUCGAUGCCUCAGGUGCCCCGGAUUUCAAGAAUGUCACCCCAGCACAGAGCGAGGGUACAUCGGGUGAGACCGAGCGACCGACGAAGGCAUGGUUAUACAGUAUGGUGAGCGGGGCGAGGAACAGCGUUGAGAACGAAAAUCAAAAAGGCCAAUUGAGCCUGGGUUUAUCAAAUUCUCGUACCCAAGAGACGAUCAGCAAUGCCAUGAAAUGCCUGGAUACAACUUUGGACCAACUUGCUGUUUCAAAUCCUAUCCCAGAAAAACAUCUUGUUCAUGAUAAAAUGAGCCCUAGUGACGCUACGCACUACAUAGAAGUUUUCUUGCGGAUCCUCUCCAGUUUGACUCACGUUAUGCCAUUCCAGACCAUGAUAGAUGCAGAGCUUUUGAGAGCAUUGCCUUAUAUAAUCGACUCAUCUCACGCACAAGUCAACCCGGCUUUGAGGAUGAUCUACUACAACGCGAUUUAUCGCGGUCAGACAUGUGGCAGUACAGAUGAAUACAAGAGAGCGGCAGGUACCUAUAUUAAAUGUCUGCAGUCAGUCCCUUCGUGGCUGAGCUCGGCUCAGGGGUCUCAGAUGGACCUUAUGGCUGCUUCCCUAACAUCUUGGACUGCGAUUGACAAUUUCGACUACCAUCUCGCCUGGAAAUUCCAUUCCGAGGCAUGUCGCUUCAGUGAUAUUUUAGGUAUCCAAGACGUUGAAACUUCGAACUCGGAUUUGGCUGAAGAUGAUCCGGAGAAAAAUGACAAACGCCGACUGCAUUGGCACUUGGUAAUGACGGACUGCUUGUAUAGGCUUUGGUACGAUAAACCUUCCGCCCUCAAGUCUCCGAUCUCACGAGUAAAGCUUCCUGUCGAGAUAUCGCCACGCACGAAACAACCGGAAUUCACAGGCUGUGUGCUAUUUAUAGUCUGGGCGCGGAUGUUAUUUCUUCUAGAGCAGUUCUUCGAGCUUUCUGCCUCCACAGAACAUGACCCGGGGAUUUCUUUCCAAGAGGAGGUGAACAGCUAUUGCAAUCAGCUGGAAGACCUUCUCAUUGACUGGGACCUACUAUCUAUCGCGAGAUCUCCUCGGCUGAAUGACUUAAAAUCCUGGUUAUUUGUUGACACCAUAGUCGCCUUUUACAGUUGUAUAAUUUACAUACGACGCAAAACAUCUGCCAGAGACGAAAACAUUCACCCACAAGCCGUGCGGGCGGCCCGAAAUAUUCUUGCCAUCACAAUUGAAUGGUCGGAGCAAAGUGAUUCUAGAUGGCUCGGAGGCUUACAUAUGCAGCUAGCCACUUUUUAUCCCUUCUGCGCUUUCUUCGCCCUCUAUCAUCAUAUUCUCUCUUCAAGGGAUUCCGGCGAGUACGAAGAAGAUCUUCAGACUUUAGAUAGAGUUGUUCAUCAUAUGACAAAGGUGGUUUCGAUACGAUCGGACUUUGUGCCUCUCGCAGAAGCCUUGAGUGCACUGAAUGAUGUAUCCCGUGCUGCCCGCUCGAUUCCUAAUCCUGUUCAUAGACAGAGUGGGCUACCGCCAGACACGACCCCCGAGAGAUCUACUUAUUCGGGGUUUCCUGAUGUGUACGGGAGACCAGCAAAUGGUGAUAACCAGCAAUAUCAGACCCGUGAAUGGAAUCAACAGCCAGGGAAAUUUCCAAACACAUCGGCAGGUCCAUUAUUAACCAACUCACUCUACGACAUUUGUUCGGCACUGCCAUCAACAUCAGACGAUGAAUCAAUUCGCAACCUCGGUCCGCCUUUUCAAAUUGAGAACCCCUUUUCGAUCAGCUUGGCCCCUCUGCAAGGGGCCGACCCGGACUUGAGUGCGCCUGAAUCUUCAACCAAGAUCGCACAUCCCCUGGAAUAUGUUCAUGCUAUGGAGAGUAGCCUUCUCUGGCGAAACUGGCACGAACACUGGUGGAACUCAAGUGACAAGAAUAGCGACUAG